Gekko japonicus is the source of this 2514-nucleotide messenger RNA. It is a transcript of the gene CIZ1, whose product is annotated as CDKN1A interacting zinc finger protein 1. Lineage: Eukaryota; Metazoa; Chordata; Lepidosauria; Squamata; Gekkonidae. The record is from RefSeq and is a predicted model, not a curated record. The coding region runs from base 276 to 2450 and encodes 724 amino acids. Gene Ontology annotation, molecular function: zinc ion binding; nucleic acid binding. The transcript is spliced from 15 exons. Gene Ontology annotation, cellular component: nucleus.
AACGCCUCUGCGCGCACCCCCCGCCCCCGGGUAUCUCGUGAUCGCCACGGCUGACCCCGGGGGCAAGGCGGAGGGCGGACGGCUUCGGCAGGAAUGAAUGGAGUCCCGCAGCCGGCGCGGGGCAGUAGCAGCGGCGGCCGCCCGGGAAGGCUGCUCGCGGGGCUGAGCUGCAGGCGCCGGGCGAGGCCAGCCCCUUCCUCCCGGGCCCGCGGGUCUCCCUUCGCUCUCCUCUUUGUGUCCCAGGAUCCGCGCAGCGCCUCGGGGCUCCCUCGGCCAUGUUCAACCAGCAGCAGUUCCAGCAGCAGCUGCUGCAGCUCCAGCAUCUCCUCCAGCACCACCCGCAGCAGUCGCAGCAGCAGCAGCAGGCCGGCCGGGGCGUGGCACCUCCCCAGCAGCCGCCGAUGCUGAACCUGCGGGCAGCCAAUCAAGCGUCGCUCCUCAACGCCAACCCCAUGCUUCAGCGAGCCCUGCUGGUGCAGCAGAUGCAAGGUAACUUGAGAGGCUUCAACAUGGCCGCCGCUCCCGUGCUGCAGCAGUUCUUCCCUCAGGCGACGAGGCAUUCCCUCUUGGGUCCCCCACCCGUCGGGGUCUCCUUAAAGCCCGCCCACCUGGCUUUCCCGGCCCUCCCAUUUCAAAGGCAGAACCGCACCUUCCGCAAGGACUUCCCGAGGGUUCCCGAGAGGAAGCGGGAAGCGGAUUCGGCGAUCUCCUCAUCCUCAUCAUCUCAGACUCCGGGACCGGAGGAGAGGGAACCUCUUCCGGAGGGGGGCCUCGUCAAAGCAGGGCCUGAAGAACCCGGCUCUUCGCCAUCAGAGAUGCUGAGAGGAUCGUCCCCAGAUGCUGAGCCGGCAAGCAAGAGGCUUAAAAGUGGAGACGAAGAGUCGAUCCUGGACGAUGCUCUGUGCCUCCCGGAAAUGGAGGCUGCGAAAUCCCACACUGAAGAGACAGACCAGGGGAAAGAGGAUUUGGUGGCAGACACUUCAAAGGAGAAGAACUUCCCUGAGGAACUGAAGGCUUCGGAGGUGGUGAGCUCCGCCGGGUCCCUGAAAGUAACAAUUCAGCAGAGCAGUGAAAGCCGAGCAAUCAGCACCACAGCCCUGAAGCCCGCGCACUGGACCUCUGAGAUGGGCGCAGCCGAGACCAGCCCUGAGUCCACCGUGAAAUUCUACUGUUACAUCUGCAAGACCAACUGCUGCAACCAGCAGAAUUUCCAGGCUCACAUGGCAGGCGUGGAACACCAGCAGCGACUUCAGGAGAUCCAGCACAUGAGCAACAUCUGCUUUGUCUCACUGCUGCCUAUGGUGAAGGAGCAGCGGCCGCUGGCUGAGAAAGACGGAGAGAGCCAGCAGCGAUGGUGUAACACCUGCCAGCUCCAUUUUGCAGGAGAUCUGAUCAAGCAUCGGCGGACUCAAGAGCACAAGCUUGCCAAGCGCUCUCUCCGGCCCUUUUGCACUGCCUGCAGCCGCCAUUUCAAGACCCCACGCAAGUUUGUGGAGCACAUGAAGUCUUCAGAGCACAAGCAGAAGGCCAGGGAGGUGCGGUUAGGAGAGAAGGAGCAGGGCGGGCCGGAGGACUCCGAGGAGCUCAUAACAGUAGAUGCGGUGGGCUGUUUCGAAGAUGACGACGACGACGAUGACGAGGAGGAAGUCGAAGGGGAGGAAGACUCUGAGGUGGGGCAGCUGGAUGGUGAAGAUCCUCUGGGCAGGCAGGUUGGGCUAAAGGAGGUGUCCUCGGGUGAUGCCGAAGGAAGUGAGAAGUACAGUCCGGAUACUGUCUAUGGCCCGGAUUUUCUCGUCCCCGUGGCAGGUUUCCUCUGCAGGUUGUGUCGCACAUUCUACCAUAGCGACUCGGCUGCCCGGCUCGCGCACUGCAAGUCCCUGAUGCAUUUUGAGAACUUUCAGAGGUACAAAGCCGCAAGGCUGCAGGCCACUGCCGCGCUCACAGAAGCUGCCUCGAGUCCUCGGCAGGGGCUGGCUGACGACCACCAAACUCCUCCCGCAGCUCGGAUGGAGAGAGCAGAGGUGGAAAAAGAGGCUGGGGCAUUAACGGCAGCCAGCGAAGAAGCUCGCCAGCCCCCGGAAGAGAAGGACCACUCCUCGGCUCCAAGGGACAGUUCAGCAGCCCUUCCCACCGACGACGCUGGUGUGCUCAUAGAGGAUGGGGAGGAUGGCAAAAAUGAUUUCUCCACGCUGAGCGACCACCCGUUGCUUGGAGAUGCUGCUGCUGCGGUGACGGGGGAACCGAUGGGACUGUGCGCACGGGAAAAAGAGCCAAGCGAUGAAAGCAUCCAAGAGAGAAGCCCAGGCAGAGCCGCGGCAGACGAAGACGAUCCCAGAGCAAACGAGACGCUGGCCGGCAGAGACCUGCUGGAGGAAACCGACCCUUCCUCCCUAGCCAAAGGGGAGACCUCGCCUGGGCGCAGGCGUUCUACUCGGCGUAGGGCCAGAUAAAGUAGCCUUAAUAGGAGAGUUUCUCCCCUUUUGUGUAGAUUUUUGAAGAAAGAUUUAUUUUUCC